This is a messenger RNA of Clonostachys rhizophaga, 1590 nucleotides long. The record is from the annotation of a GenBank genome assembly. NCBI's taxonomy places the organism in Eukaryota, Fungi, Ascomycota, Sordariomycetes, Hypocreales, Bionectriaceae.
AUGGCGGCGACGACGGCGCCGCAUCAACAGACCGUAGCUGUCGUAGGCCUUGGUGCCAUGGGCAUAGUUGCGGUUAAAAAUCUCCUCGAGGAGGGUUUCGAUGUUACUGGUUUUGAGCGUCAAAAUUACAUCGGCGGUGUUUGGCACUUUACCGAGGACAAAGACACCUUGAGUGCGUUGGAAGACACAGAAAUCAACGUCACUACCGAUCGAGGAUGCUUCACGGAUUUUCCGUUUCCUGAGGGCACCCCCUCAUUCACUUCCGCAAAGGUCAUGCAGGAUUAUCUGGAAGACUACGUAGACCACUAUGGUCUUCGCGCUCGCUUUCGGCUUAAUGCGAGGAUCAAACAGGCAGCAAGAGAAAAGGACUCAAAUAAGUGGAGGAUAGAUUUCGAAACAGGCCCUUCAAAAUACUUCGACAGACUCGUCAUCUCGACGGGCCCUCAUGCCAAGCCGCUGAUGCCGGAGUUGGAGGGGUCGGAACUAUUCCAAGGUGAAAUAGUCCAUGCGCAAGCUUUCAAAAGAGCGGAAGACUUUAGGGGGAAACGAGUUUUGCUUGUAGGCUUGGGAAACACGGUUGGAGAUAUCGCAGAAUCACUCUCGGGGAUUGCCUCUGAUAUCUAUCUCUCCCAUGAACGUGGGGCUUUGAUUCUACCUCGUUUUGUUGAUGGGAAACCCAAUUCCCGCCUACUCUCGCUAAGGAAAUUAAAAGCGCAAGCUUUCGUGGAAUGGUUAUUUCCAAACUGGAUGGACAAGAUGGUAACCAGCGGAGCAGCAGAUGUCAUGAAAAAGAGUUUUGGGGAGCUAGAUCCAUCGUGGAACUUGGAGCCAAUCCCUUCUCCCAAGGUCACCGUUCCAGUGGUGUCAGAUACUUUGAUCGACAACCUGCGUUCCGGCGCCGUAAAGUCAGUCUCGGGAUUUAGUGCUUUCACAGGCCCCACGGAGGUUGAACUCAAAGAUGGAGAAAAGAUCCAAGCGGACACAAUCAUCUGCUGUACUGGAUACCAGAACGAUUUGAGCAUCCUGGAGACCGAGUACGACCCAUGCACGGUGAAGAUUCCGAGUUGGCUCGAGGCGCCAGGCUCCCGGGGUCGCCCAUUGCCUCAGCUAUAUCAAAAUGUUUUCUCGCUCAAGACCCCCGACACACUUGCGUUCAUGGGCUGCGUCUGGUAUCCCACUGGGGCCUUCCUCUUGGCUGACCUUGCGAGUAUGAGCAUCGCCCAGGUAUGGGCGGGCAAAUCGAAACUCCCACCACCGGCUGAGAGGCAAAAGUGGGUGGACAAUCAGAACAAGAGGGUGUCCAAGUUAGCACUACGAGGAAGCCCCGUUCCAGCAUCAGUGCCCCAAAUGGAGUGGACGAGGUGGGCAGACAAGACUGCUGGGACAGGAGUACUGGAUCGGCUUGGAUGGGGAUGGAAGGGAUGGGUCUUCUGGUGGACGGAGAGGAAGUUUUGGAGGGUACUUAUGGACGGUCUGCUGACCAGCGCUUGCUGGAGGAUCUUUGAUGAAGGAAAGAGAAAGCCCUGGGUGGGUGCGCGGGCAGAGGUCCUGAGGCUGAACAAUGAAGCUGCAGAGCGAGAUACACUCUAG